UCAUACAGCGAUGAAUUGCAACGCGUCGAAAAACGGGUUAACAGUACUCUGUCGCUUUUCCAAAUUAAGAAGUUACUUUCGCUUGAAGAAACCUGCGCAAAGAUGUCCACAUCUUUACAGCACAUCGUUGAACUGCUGCUUAUGAACCGCUCCGAGGCUACUCCGAAGCCUGAAGAACCACUGGUAGAUAUCGUGCGGAGAAGUCAUAUCACUCUCUGCGAAGAGAUCAUCAAUGGUCCAGGGUAUAGCCUUCAAAAAGCAGAACUGCGUGGAAAGACUGUUGCCAUCAAAGUGUUCACAGGCUGUAAAGCGAAAUCGACCUGGGAAGCAUCAAAUAUGUUUGACUUAAAAGUUAUGCAUCCCAACCUACCCCACCUUAUCGGAGCUUCAAGUUCUGAUGAGCGGGGGGCACUAUUCUCGGUAUACGAUCUCGGUGAUAUAAUUACCUCCUGCUGGAGUGAACGCUCAAUUUACAGAAUACACAGAUAUUAAGUUCCGGCUUGUAGAUGUCAUCCCGUCAUGGUCGGCGAUCAAUUCCGAUAUUAUUCUGUAUCCUUUGCUCGACAAAAUGG
Molecule: messenger RNA, 572 nt
Organism: Desarmillaria tabescens
Lineage: Eukaryota; Fungi; Basidiomycota; Agaricomycetes; Agaricales; Physalacriaceae
Exons: 5
Source: RefSeq, a predicted model, not a curated record